AUACUUCAACACAGCUGCGGCAUAAGAGGCCGUAUUUAUAUUCACAUUGCUCAGAUUUUUUUUGUUUUUUCAUUUAAAUUUGUUUUAUACAUUUACAUUAAAGCUUGGAACUUGGAAUAGAACCGUGUGCCAAGAGAUAAUCAAUUAAAACAUUCAACCCUUAGCUAAACAAUAAAUGGCAGACGCCGAGUCUCGCGAUGGAGCCUACAACUACAAGACAUUGCUUUGCACCAAUAUACCAGAGCUGUUUCUGGAUAAGUUUGUGGCACGUACACAUUUCGGACGGUUCGGUAACCUAGUGAAUUUCGUGCUCCGUCCACGACGGAUGACCUGUACCGUGAGCUAUGCCACCGAAGAGGAAGCGGAGCUGGCCCUACACGAGGGCAACAUUUACAAUGGCCAUGAGUUCCAGAUAAGCUAUGCCGAAAUGGAGACUGCACCUGCCCAAAAGACGGAACAAUGGGUAGAUCCCGAUGUGCAGGCUGAGCUGAGUGCUUUGAGUUCGGGCUGGAAAAGUGUAGAAUAUUCAUCUCAUGGAAAAUCGGUAAUGAAACCCCCAUCAUCCGGAGCGGCAGCAAUAUAUAAACCCCCAGCAGCUGCUCCGACCGAAAGACGGGAACGUGCCCCAUCUCAAUUUAAGGCAGCCAAACAGGAGUUGGAAUCGCUUAUGCGAAAACCCGCCUAUACGAGUGAGGAAAAGUAUCGGGUGCUCGAUGCCCGGGACAAAUGGAUGCGCCUCAAUCAGCAACAGCAGCAGGAUAAUAAUCAAUUGCUGCCGACCGCUGGUCAGGCCACGCAGGGCUACUGUCCGGAUAUGUGUCCCGAGAAGGAGCGGGUAUUACGUGAAUUUCAGCGUCAGGUUGCUGUCUAUGAGCUGCAAGAGAAUUCUGAUGAUUUAAUCUGUCAUAAAUUAGCCAUCAAGCAAUAUUCCAGGAGCAGUGCCGAUCAGGAGACACCACUGCCGCACGAAUUAAGGGCCGAACCCGCUCUCCAUAUGACCAUGUGCUAUCUAAUGCAUGAGAUUAUGGAUUUAUGUGAGCAUGGACAGACGCCAAUUGGUGAUUGGUUUCAUUUCGUUUGGGAUCGCACACGUUCCAUACGCAAAGAGAUCACCCAGCAGGAGCUGUGCUCCCUCAGUGCUGUCAAAUUGGUAGAGCAAUGUGCCCGCUUUCAUAUACACUGUGCUGCUCGACUUGUGGCCGAGGAUCCGAGUGUCUUCGAUAGCAAAAUCAACGCCGAGAAUCUAACCAAAUGCUUGCAGACACUUAAAUACAUGUAUCAUGAUCUGCGCCUCAAGGGUAUCCAGUGUCCACGUGAGGCAGAGUUCCGUGGCUACAUUGUCCUGCUCAAUUUAGCCGAUGCGAAUUUCCUCUGGGACAUUGGACAGUUGCCGGUGGAAUUGCAAAAUUGUGCCGAAGUCCGGCAGGCCAUAAAAUUCUAUUUAGCCCUUCAGGACACCAAUAUUGUGAGAUUCUUUCAGUUACUCCGCGAACGGGAGACCAGCUAUUUGAGUGCCUGCAUCUUGGUGACAUAUUUCACACGGUUACGUGUCCUGGGACUGCAUCGAUUGAGUCAGGCCUAUCGGGCACCGCGCAAACACGAGAUUAGCUCUCUACCCUUGGCCUAUAUUAGCAAACUUCUGGGUUUUCCGCCUAAACAGGAGGAUGAAGCCGCCUAUUUUCUUCAACAUUAUGGCUUGGAGAUCACCGGAUCGUCUCGUGUGAUUCUCACUCGCAUCGACACUCCAGAAGCUGACUACAAACUCAAGCGGCAAUUGGAGUUGGUGGAAUCAAAAAGGCAGGAAAGCGUUGGCGAAUGCAUUUGUGGUGAAACAUUGCCGCCAGCAACUCUUUACAGAAACCAUCGGCCCCAUAAUAGUUUCAAUGAGCAAGGAUAUCUUAAGACCAGUGCCUGGAUGGCCAAAGAUCAACUGCCGAAUGCCCAUCAAGAUGAAGUGGUGGCGUCCAAUCAAAAUGAUGAGAAGAAUCUCUUCAAGGUGCCCAUGAAUUCGAUAAAGAUGAAGCUACCGGCGCCCACAGAAGUCGGAACAAGUAGAGAAGGAGAAGCAAAAGGUUUUAAGCCAAGUGGAGGCUUUGGUGGCUUUAGUUUUACUCAAACCUUGGAAAAGGUGGCAGCAUCAAAAGCUCCGGCUCCAGCUCCAGCAAAUACCACAGGUUUUAGCUUUACCCAAGCAGCCAAAGAGAAACCUAUGUUUAAUUUUAUGGCACCACCAUCAUCAUCAUCUACACUUGUGGAGCAGCAGCAGAAGCAGCAGCAGCAAACUCAACAGGCCCAAGAAGAAGCCAAAUUGGCUGCACUACAGCAGGCUAUAGCAGCAGCCAAGCAGCGUCAGAUGGAACUUUUGGCCAAGCGUCAAGAGGAAAAUGCAAUCCAAAAGCAAAAACAAGCCCAGGAAAAAGCUGAGGCUGAAGCCGAAGCCAAGGCUAAACGGGAGCAGCAACAGUUGCUCCAACAGCAGCAGCAGCAGCUCCAGCGGCAACGUCAAGAAGCCGAAGCUGAGGCGGAAAGACAAAGAAUUCAACGCAUAGCUCGGGCCGAGGAACAGCGUCAAAUCGAAAACGAAAGACAACUCACUAAGCAAACGGAAACGCUGUAUCAGCAACUGAUCGAAGAGCAAUUAAACAAGAUCUGCCUCAGGCAAUUGAGACUCCAUCAAGGGACAAUUGAAUGCUACCACAAUCUCUUAGACAAUCUUAGCCAGACAUUGGUCAAGCAAUGCCAUCAGCAGCAUCAUUACGAAUUGGGCCUAAUGCGUCGCUAUUGGAAACGAUGGCGUAGCUAUCGUCGCUACCAACGGCAAAAGGAUUCUCUAAUUCAAAGUUUACCCUUGCACUUUGAAGCUAGUCCCAGUGAUGAUCUGGUGAAUGCGGAAUCAGCCGAGGAGCCACUACGUCUGAUGCGGCGCUAUCGUCAGGGUGAACCAUGCAACUAUCGCCAAUUACUAGCCGGUUUGGAUGAGCAAUGUUGGCUGAAACUAGACCUAUGGCAACUAUUGAGCAAAGCAAUGCCACAGUUUAGGCCAGGAGCACGUAGAUUCUACAAGUUGGUGAUAUCCCUGCCCGCUGGAUUAAUUGGUGAUCAGUUGGAAUAUCAACUAGAUCGCGGUCUCCUUCAGCAUCCCCUGGCAGAUGGUGGAGAUACAAAGGCCGAUGGGCGUUUUUAUAUACUGGGCUUGGCCCAAGGUAUAGCCUUAAGCGUUGUCAAGCUGCGUGGUCAACAGGACCAACGGACGAAUCGUUUAGUUCCAAACGCCAAUGGCCUGGUGUGUCUGGGUCAUGCUGAGCAUUUGAGCGAGGCCAAACAAAGAUUUCAUUCACUCGAAGAAGUUAGCGGCUGUCCUUAUAUGGUCAUAAUUAUGCAGCAAACAACGUCCUAUCAACAGCAGAAGGAUUUAAUCAAGCAAUUGUAUUUGAGCGACCUCAAGAGAUUAAAGGAGUGGCGGCUUUUCUGUCAGCGACCCGGACGCUCCCUCAUGCAGACCGUUCAGUCGGGCAUCACAUUUCUGGCCUCUCAACCAUUCCCCAGCUGUGGCAGUCUCUUGCAGCAGGUGGAAUCACGUGAAUUCAUUGUCAAUCAUUUGGGUCUGGAGCUCUUUCAACGGCUACGUCAGGACUGCUUCCUACGGCAAUUGUAUCAAAAGUCUCCGCAAUUCUGUCAACAGGUCUACAAUGAGGCAGUGCGGCGACUUCAAUUGGUGGCCGGCGAGGACUUGUCCAUGAUGCCACAAUUGCCGCCAGAACUGGUCAUCUAUGUCGAGCCGAUAACCACCUCAAACACCAACCGCUUGGAGCACUUUUCACCCAACUGGCAAUCAAUCGAGCCACGACAAAAAUUAGUUCAAAUUUUAGAAGAUAUUAAAUUACCAACUUUAAGUGAUUCACCGGAUCCCAGUCAGCUUUGUACAUGGCUAUUGGACUAUGCCCAACUGAGUCAGGACGAGGAUAAUGCAGAUACGAUUGCCAUGCAAUCUAUGCAAAUGCUUGUCAAUGGAGCCGCAUAUCUAGAUGUCAUAGAACUCUGGGCCACAGAGAGAUUAAAAUACGUUUUGGGACAUCAUGAGCGGAAGAAAGACCUCAUCCUACCACGUUGUCUGGUCUAUAAAGUUUCUACUCUAAAGACACAUUUCCAAAAUCCUUGGUUCUUUGAAUUCCAACAAUCGAAUAGUCACAAUUUCAAAAUCAAUCUGAAUAACAUAAUGCCAGCAGCCAAUUUGCCAUUGAGUCCAUCGCCAACAAUACGAACAGCUGCCACUAGCCCAUCUCCUUCGCUGAAUGAGCUGGAUUUCCAUGAUAUUGUCGGCAAGGCGAUCGCCGUUCUAGAGAGAAGCCAUCUCCGACAGGAGCGUCAAACUCUAAGGGAUCUGAAUGGGCCACAAUCCAGAGAGAAGGCGCGGGAAUGGGAUGAUCCAGACCCAAAGCGACAACGUUUAACCAACAAGCGGAAUUAUGAGAACAUGUAGUAAUUAGAAUGUUUUUAAUUUAAAUUUAAACAAAUGACUUUUUUUAAUAUUUCAUAAUUAAUCAUGUUUUGCUUUUCAAUCAUUUUAUCUCAUUUAAGUGAAAUCAAUUGUAAUUAAUAGAAUAUAAAAUUCAUUAAAAACAAAUUAAGAAAGAAAAUAUUAAGUAAA
Drosophila willistoni is the source of this 4648-nucleotide messenger RNA. RefSeq names its product protein xmas-2 (gene xmas). Lineage: Eukaryota; Metazoa; Arthropoda; Insecta; Diptera; Drosophilidae. The transcript has 3 exons. The record is from RefSeq and is a predicted model, not a curated record. Gene Ontology annotation, cellular component: nucleus; cytoplasm; transcription export complex 2. Gene Ontology annotation, biological process: mRNA export from nucleus. The coding region runs from base 176 to 4480 and encodes 1434 amino acids. Gene Ontology annotation, molecular function: RNA binding.